ACACACACACACUGUGAGAGAGAGAGAGAGUGAGUGAGUGAGUGUGUUUGUGUGUUUGUCCCUCUCUGCUGCUUUCGCCUCUCUCUCGUCGUUUGCAUACUUGUCUGUGGCCGCUGUCCGAUACACGAAGAAGACGAAGACGGCGACGACGACAACGGCAACGCGCCUCGAACACGAUUCGACGUGCGUCUGAUCCGAUUGCGAACGUUCGAUCCCCAACCACCCUCUCCCAUCACAUCGGCCAGUAACUUCCAAAUUCCAAAUUCUCUAUUCUUUUUUCUUCUUCUUCUUCUUCUCCGUCUUCCCCCCACACACUUCUUUCUGUCUUUUCCAUUUUGCCUACACACGCCGUGAGUUGCCCUGCUCACCACGUCGCCGUUGACUAUUCCGCUAAUUCGUUACCGUUCACCACCGCCUUUCAAACGUUUCACUACUACUGUACUUGCUGAAACCACUGCGCAACCACCACCGAUCGGAAGAAGAGCCGUCGCCACCGCGUCAAGAUGCGCCUUAUGGGGUGCGUCGGCGCUGGCGCUGAUGCCGAAGGCCGAGAAGCACGCAAGGUCAACAAGCAGAUCGAGGAGCAGUUGGCUAAGGAUAAGCAGGUGAUGCGAGCGACUCAUCGCCUGCUGCUUCUCGGCGCCGGAGAGAGCGGCAAGAGCACAAUUGUGAAGCAGAUGCGGAUUCUGCACAUCAACGGAUUCAACGAAGCCGAGAAGCGCGAGAAGAUCACCGACAUCCGGAGGAACGUUCGCGACGCCAUGCAGGUAAUCUUGCGAGCAAUGGACGAGAUCGUGCCGAAAGUGUCGUUGGACGACCCGAGCACGGCGAUUAGCCGCGAUUAUAUUCUUCGAAUCACCAACGAUCCGGAAGAUAACUACCCUUCAGAGUUCUACGAUCACAUUCUCACUUGCUGGAAAGACAAGGGAGUCAUGGCUUGCUACGAGCGCAGCAGUGAAUACCAGCUCAUCGAUUGUGCUCAAUAUUUCCUUGACAAAGUCGACGUUGUGCGACAGAACAACUACGAUCCAUCCGAGCAGGACAUCCUUCGGUGUCGUGUCAUGACAACCGGCAUUUUCGAGACCAAGUUUGAAGUGGACAAAGUUAGAUUUCACAUGUUUGAUGUUGGAGGUCAACGUGACGAGAGAAGAAAGUGGAUUCAGUGCUUCAAUGACGUGACGGCCAUCAUUUUUGUGUGCGCGUCGUCUUCAUAUAAUCUUGUACUCUGGGAGGACAAUACACAAAAUCGCCUCCGCGAAUCCCUGGCCCUAUUCAAAAACAUCUGGAACAACCGCUGGCUGAAAACCAUCUCGGUCAUCCUUUUCCUCAACAAACAAGACCUGUUAUCCGAGAAAAUCAAGGCCAAGCGAUACCUUUUGGAGUCGUUCUUCCCCGAAUUCGAGGGCUACAAUUUGCCUAAUGACGCGGUGUUCGAUAAUCAGGAGGACAAGGACGUCGUCCGCGCCAAGUACUUUAUUCGCGGAGAGUUUUUGAGAAUAUCCACGGCGAACAGCGAUGGUCGUCAUCAUUGCUACCCCCACUUCACGUGCGCCGUCGACACAGAGAACAUCCGAAGGGUGUUCAACGACUGCCGAGACAUCAUCCAACGCAUUCAUCUACGACAGUACGAGCUUCUAUAA
Molecule: messenger RNA, 1640 nt
Organism: Caenorhabditis elegans
Lineage: Eukaryota; Metazoa; Nematoda; Chromadorea; Rhabditida; Rhabditidae
Gene: gsa-1
Product: Guanine nucleotide-binding protein G(s) subunit alpha
Exons: 8
Coding region: 504-1640 (378 amino acids)
Biological process (GO): G protein-coupled receptor signaling pathway; signal transduction
Cellular component (GO): plasma membrane; heterotrimeric G-protein complex
Molecular function (GO): G-protein beta/gamma-subunit complex binding; guanyl nucleotide binding; GTPase activity
Source: RefSeq, marked reviewed